CCGAAUACACUUUGCCGUUACUUUUCGUGGUGCCACUGCGAAAGAAAUGACCGCGGCAUCACCGCUCACACACCAGCCAGCUGCAGAUGGGCGGAGUCGAGUCCAUUACGGUACCAUUGGCACAUUCCUUGGCCUGCCUACUAUCGUCUCUGUUAUUUGUUUGAGUGAUUGGGAACAAUAGUGACAAAGUCUGCUUAUUGUGGUGUCUGUGUGUGCGUGAGAGAGCGAGAGAGAGAUCCCUGGUUUGUUUGGUACUUCCGAUCUGUACAAUUAUUUAAUUGGAAGAAAAUUCUUUUGGAACCAUGUUGGCGGCCGACAAGUUACAGCUCCAGAGCUCGCUGAAGCAGCAGGCAACAGCACUCAAGGAAAAGGAAUUCACUCUACAUCAUUCCAAUAUGAUGACGGUCGGGACACAAGCAGCCGUGUUGGCAGGCCUGGAUAUGACUAUGUUUGUCGAGUUCAGUCCACCACCAAACUCUGAAUGGAAUCCCGAAAUGAUUGGACGAGUACUCAAGUUUCUCUAUUACAUAACAAUCACCUGUGCCUUUUGUGCCAAUAUGCUCGUGGUGUCGCAGACCACUGUUCUCUCCGUGUUGGGGGCUGGAAUGGCACUGCGAGGGCCCGAUGGAUCCAUGAUGACUGCCACCGACGGAUUGUACGAAGAACGUACCAGUGUCUUUGCCGUCUUUGGAGUUGGCUUGGCGUGUACCCUAGGGAGUGUCAUUGUCAUUGUUUGGAUCAUUCUCCAUUGGGAGGCCGCAUUGGUAUGCAUGAUGAUUACCAUUGUCACAUGCCGACAGGUAUACCUCAAUUAUCAACGAGUCUGCGCACGAUUUGAUUUUGACGAAUCGGAAACCGUCGACUUUAAAGACAUCUUUGAAGGGGCUGCCAAUAUUCAUACCUAUCGACAAGAGUCGUCGACAAAUCACUCUAGUAAUGCACGCCACAGAUAUCAUCCUCAUCAGUCACACAAAAAAAUGACACCCGAUUCACGCAACAACAAACAACAGGCCAAACGAAAACAAAGUCGAAAUCGGUAUCAUCAUCAUGGUCAUCGAAAUCAACAACAUUACGAUGACGACCACUGGGAUUACGACAACUCCAGACCGAGCUCGCCCUCCAGUAAUGAUGAAGUCGAACUCAUGAUUCCCAACGGUAUGAACAGCCGAGGGGUACAGCGGAGAGGGGGAAAGGUUUCCGCCAACAGCAGUACUGGGAGUCAAGAUUCCAGGUCGGAUAUUCUCCCAGAGCAUUACAUACAAACCGUGUAGUGUAGACUACUACUACAUGCAUGGAUUUUUAUUACUAUUUUUGCACAUAGACGUUAUCUAUCUAUCUACGCCGCUGCAAGAGCAUUUGUAAACACGCAUAAGAUGCAUCUAUCAUCCAGAAUCCAUCAAUCAGAUUCAAACCAUUUGCUCGUGAUGAAAUGAAAUUUAGGCGUCUUCAGAGGGCGCAUCAAGGACAUAUUGCUUGGUUCGUGGCAGAGUCUUUCGUUAUACAACUGGCUCCAAAUGGAUCAAAUAAUGAAGCUCUACUGGACCAAUUGCACAAAUAUCGUACUGGUACCUGUAGGUAUCUUGUCUGGUCGUCAGUGAUGUUCUCUUGCAACGAGUCUUGCUGAAGCUGGAGGCAUGAAGCGAGCAAUUCGUGACUUGAAUGUCAUUUUUAUUUGUGUUGCCAUGCACACGAGUUCCGGUAGGGCACCAAAACUAAGGCAGGAGAAAGGCUUCGAUCUGCCCGUGCUCCCACCAAGGACCAUCAUGAGCUCUCUCAACACAAUGAUAGGCAAAGACUUCGUUCUUGCUUGAGUAAACUCCUUUGACACUUGCACUGGGCAACAGUGUUCGGACUAGCAGUGGCUGCUGUGCAGCAACAUAUCGAUUGACUUCGUAAAUCUUUGGUACAUCAGCGACGCUGUCUUUGUCUGGAAUCCAACGGCCCUCCGAAAUCCAAUGGUAGCUUUGACUGGAAUGGAGGCUACCAGCAGAGUAAGAGACUUUCUUGAAGGAUGGUUGGGACAGGGUGCCUAUAGAGUCCAAUACAGCUUUCCCAGUCUCCAAAUCAUAUACGUCAGCCCGGAGGAUCUUCGAAAAGGAUUCACAUUUUUCCAUAGGAAACUGAUCCAUGACGCUUUGGCUGAGCCGGUGAUCGUCUCGAACGUUCCCAGGAGGGCACUGGAGGGACAUCCCAUUUCUCCAGCGGCAUUGGUACUCAAAAAUCAGCAUUCCUUCUUUUACCACAACUUCAACAGGAUAGCGUUUUAGUUGAGGCUGUGCAGGAAUUUUGAUGUGGUGUAAGAAAUCCAGGUUGCUGCCAAUUCGCCAAACACUAACGGAAUACUUGCUAUCGGGAAAGAAUAGCGCCACCAAGUAUUCACCACAAAUCUGUA
This is a messenger RNA of Seminavis robusta, 2392 nucleotides long. The record is from the annotation of a GenBank genome assembly. Lineage: Eukaryota; Bacillariophyta; Bacillariophyceae; Naviculales; Naviculaceae.